CGAAAAAGCAGGCGGGCGAGCACGCGCAGCCUGGGCCCGGUCGGCCUCUGCCCGCCUCUCGCCGUCAGUCAGCCAUGGCGGCUGCAACGGCGGCCUCGCAGCGGGACCCUGUCGGGGACUGGCAGGACUUCUCGGGAUUCCAGCCGCCCGCUACGGAGGUCGAGUGUCCGGAGCCCUCGGCGACGCCGGCUGGAGAGGGGGGCCCUUGGGACGAUGGAGACGGCGGCGACCUGGGGACCAGGCUUCCGCUUUGCUUCCAGCCUCCUCCUCCUCCUCGGCCCCCUCGGAACUGUGAGGGCGGCGGAGAAGCUCGUCUCCUGCCGCGGCCCCUGGGCGAACAGAGCGCUUUGCAGGAGGACGAGAUUUGGAAUGCUCUGACUGAUAAUUACGGUAAUGUAAUGCCAGUGGACUGGAAGUCUUCCCAUACCAGAUCACUGCACCUGCCAACCCUGAAUCUUUCUGAAAAGGGAGUUAAUGACAAUUUGAACCUUGAUUUAUCAGAUGAUGAAGAGCUGAGAGAACAGCUGGAUAUGCAUUCUAUCAUUGUUUCCUGCAUCAACGAAGAACCAAUCUUCACAGCUGAGCAGGUGAUUGAAGAAAUAGAAGAAAUGAUGCAGGAAUCUCCAGAUCCAGAUGAUGAUAAAACACCAACCCAGUCAGACCGUCUGUCCUUACUAUCCCAAGAGAUUCAGACACUGAAGAGGUCCAGCACAAAUCACAAUUACCAAGAGGGAGUAAAAAAGCUGUCUGUGACUGAGUUAAAUGACCUGUUAGAAGAGAUUGAGACAGCUAUCAAGGACUAUUCUGAAGAACUAGUACAGCAGUUGGCACUACGAGAUGAGCUGGAAUUUGAGAAGGAAGUGAAGAAUAGCUUCAUAUCAGUCCUUAUCGAAGUACAAAACAAACAAAGAGAACAAAAGGAAAUGGCAAAGAAGAAGAAAAAGCUGAAAAAUGGCAGUCCUCAGAAUGGCAAACAAGAGAGAGGUCAUAUGCCUGGAACGUACUUGACAACCGUUAUUCCUUAUGAGAAGAAAAGUGGACCUCCAUCCAUUGAUGAUCUCCAAACACUAACAAAAAUUCUUCAUGCCAUGAAAGAAGACAGCGAGAAAGUGCCAAGCUUAUUAACAGACUACAUCUUGAAGGUUCUAUGCCCUACAUGAAGAGUGCUAUUUAGGAGGAAAGACAACCAUUCCUGUGAAAACGGUUGUUUAAAGCCUUUCCAUUUAGUUGGCACUGUGUUGACUUCUAAUGUAUUUACUACUUUCAUUGCCUGCUUGGACUUUUGGACCAUGGACUAAGUUCUUGGGAGCAUGUAGAACUCUGUUAGCUUUUUUCACACUUAACCAUGAAGUAUUCAGAUGAAGAACAGAGACUGUACAGUUUUACUCACAAACAUUGUUUUGGCUUUUUCAGUACUAUUUUUUACAAAAUGUGGCACGUAAUUCUUCUCCACAGCCAUCUGCUUGGGUGGAGGAAGAAUAAACUUUUUGUGUAAAUAACAGAAGCCUAUAAAGUUUAGCUAAAAGAACUCCAAUCAAACUGGCAAUGGGCUGUUGUGUCAAGAGUGCAAAAUGAAUCAGAAGCUGAAGCUGUACUGCAAGAAUUCAAUGGAAGUUCUUCAUUGGGCAUGCCAGUGUGGGAACUAGCACUGAGCUUCUGUUUUAUUUUAUUUUUUUUAAUCUCCAGCAUUAACAUAAUAGUACAAACAGUAUUGUUGUGUGUUUACUGAUUCUCAUGAAUUUUUCACCCACCUUUAGAAGUAAAAAGUUGUGUAGAGCAUUUGUUGGCUUGCUAAUUGACUGGGAAGUUGCCUUGCACAAGUCCAAAUGAAAUGAUGAGGAUAGGAGAACUUCCUGAUGGAUUUUCCUCCAUACCCCUGUCUCAUCACCUCCAUUUCCUAAACUUUAUUUAAAAAUAAUUUAGUUGAAUGUGGAUAUCUUGCUGCUAUUGUGCUUUUUAGCCUACAUGUUAAAUAAAUGUUUGGUCAUGGUAUAAUCUUUUAUAUGCUACAG
Molecule: messenger RNA, 2012 nt
Organism: Gekko japonicus
Lineage: Eukaryota; Metazoa; Chordata; Lepidosauria; Squamata; Gekkonidae
Gene: FEZ2
Product: fasciculation and elongation protein zeta 2
Exons: 8
Coding region: 75-1160 (361 amino acids)
Cellular component (GO): cytoplasm; axon
Source: RefSeq, a predicted model, not a curated record